AAUGGAAAGCUGCUCCAUCUUUCUUGGGAUUGGCUGUUGCCGUGGUUACCAUUUGUUUAGAGGAUCUGGGCGCUGUCCUACGAGCAAACCAGGGAAUUUUGCUGCUGAGUGAUGGAAGACAGUGAUGAUGAUGAUGCAAAACUCAAAGAAGAGAUAGAAGCUGAAUUGGAUAAAAUCAGUAUUUCCUCCUUGGAACAAGAUGAGGUUGAGAGUGAGUCAAACUCAGAAACUCAGAGUGAAGGUAGUGAUGCAGAUUUAGAAGAAUUACCAGAGUCAGUUCUUCACUGCAUCAACAUUAUAAAGAACAAGAGUAAAACUGUUGAAGAACUCCUUCUUCAGGAUUUAGAAGACACCAAUGUUUUAAGCUAUAGUUAUGGAACAGUUUCUGAUAAUCAUAUGCAUUUAAGGAUAGGAUUAUCAACUGAAUAUAAAGAAAAUCAGGAACAACUAAUGAAGAUAUUAACUGAAAUAGAAAAAGAAGAAUUUAUGAGAAGUAAAUCCCAUUGUGAAAAUCCUGACUUGGUUCCUGAGCCUGAUCUUUGUGACUUGCCUAUUGAUGAACAUGCUUUACCAGAUGAUGCUGAUAUAAAUUUUGGAUAUUUUGAAGUUGAAGAAAGAUGUAGACAGUCUUUUGAAGCCUGGCAAGACAAACAGAAAGAACUAGAAGAUAAAGAUAAAGAAAUUCUCAAAGCUCAGAGGGAUAAAGAAGAAAAGCAAUUUCAAGAGGAAGAAGAAAAGAGACAUUGCUGGAUGAAACAAUUUGAGGUUGAAAAGAAAAAAUUAGAGAAUAUACAGAAGCAAGAACAGGACAAGAUGAAUGAGGAGCUCCAUGAAGAAGAGAAAAUGUGGAAAGAAAAAUUUAAACAGCAUGAGGAAUUUAUGAGAAAUUUGCAUGUACAAAUGGAAGAGGAAAGAACAAGGUUCAAGGAUCUACAAGAAAAAGAAAAGAUGCGUUUGUUAGAACUGCAGCAUAAUGCAGCUGUAAAAAUUCAAGCUAAAUAUAAGGCAUUCAUAAUCUACCAAAAAUAUAGCCCCAUAAUUAGAGACCGAAUAGAAAGAAAACAAAGGAAAGCAAAAGAGUUGAAAGAAAAGGAAGCAAAUAUACGACAGAAAGAGGAAGAAAAUAGGAAAAAAUUAGAGGAAGAACAAAGGAUAGAAGAAGAGAUAAAAAAACAGAAGCAAGAGGAAAGAAAAAGGAGGGAAAAAGUAUAUGAAGAAAAAAAGAACAUCCUGAGACGAGAAAGAGAAGAACUACAAAACAAGGAAAAAUUUAAAUUAAUAGAAACUGCAAGCCAACAGCUUAUAAUAAAUACCACAUUGAAGAAGGGAGAACAUAAUGCCAAACAUUUAACUAUUGAAGAUAAGUCAAAGAAUAAGAGUGAGAUAGCCAAAGAAUUAGUGUAUGAAAAUUCAAAGAAGCAGGAAAAUGUUCCUCUUUGGGUAGUUAAGAAAUUGAAUAAGAGUGAAAAUAUAGGUAGUCAGUUUGUCUUGAAAGAACCAAUACAAGAACAAUUGAAAUCAAACCAAGCCAUUUUGGCAGAAUUAAAAAUAGAAGAAACAAAUGACAGCCUAGCAAAAAAACAGUGUUCUGAAAAAAUGAUUAAGCAAGAAAUAAAAUAUGAAGAUAUGUACAAAAGAACUGAAUUAGAAAUCUUAGAUCUAAAAGAAAAUAUGAUUGAACAGUUUCAGCAAGAAUUAAAGACACAAACACAAAACCAGGAACAGGUGGAAUAUGCCAUAAAGGAAAAUGAGGGGGGAAAAGUCCAAAUAAUAAUAUUAGAAUGUAAUGAAGAAAUGAAUGAUGUGAAGAACAAUGAAGCACAGAAAAUAAUAGAAUUUAAUGAACAGAAAAUGAUACAAAAAGUAGAAAAAGAAGAGAUAUCACAAGGGAAUGGAUUAUAUGAAGAGAAUACUUCCAUUAUUUCAAUAAAGCAAAAACUACUACCAUUAAAAUUAGAAAAUGCUGAAACUAUGGAGGAAUAUCCAAUACUACAAGAAAAAGAAAUUAACUUAAAAUCCAAAGAAGCUGAAGAAAACUCAAAAGACAAUACUCUAAAUAGUGACAUUAUGUUCUUUAACACCACUGAUGCCAUGGUAAAUAGAGAAGGCAAAAUAAAUAAGCAAGAUUACUUUUUGGAUAGACUUGCUCUUCAUGAAGAUUUUAGUGGCUGUAAUACAAAAAGCUCCUGGAUUGCUAACAAAGAAAACUCUCUUAUAUCUGAGAUUAAUGAAAUUCCAGAGGAGUGCCAUGAAAACAGGGCUGAAUGUGAAAGGAUCAUAACCUCUAAACUAGAGUCAACACUUUUAUCUUCUAUUGAGGAGAAGAGACUAGCUUGGCUAAAAUCAUUUAAACCUUGGUUUGAAAUUUUCAGUCAAAAUCAGCAGAAAAAAAUUGUUAAAAGAAAGAGACCUUUGAAAUGCUUAGCUAGUACAAUGCCUCCUCUGAGCACAUUAGAAAUUCUUCAGUAUGGCCGUUGGAAUACUCUACAGCAGGUUACAAUCAUUACAUUUCAAGAUUUGCCAGGUUGUAGUCUCUCCACAUUGUCGGAGUGUACAAAUCUUCAAUUUCUAUCCCUUCGAUGCUGUGGAUUAACUUCUUUACACGGCCUGAAUAAUUGCAAAAAACUUAAGUACAUUGAUGUACAGGAAAACCAUAUUGAGACUAUCAACUGUGAAAAUUUGGAAAAUCUCUGUGUUGUUCUUCUUAAUAAAAAUAAACUGAGUUCCUUUCAUGGUUUGGAUGGCUGCACUAAUAUUCAGAAUCUUGAACUUUCGCAUAAUAAAAUCACUCGAAUUGGUGGUUUAGAAUCUUUGAAAAAUCUUCAACAACUAAUUGUGGACCACAACCAGUUGAUUAGCACAAAAGGUCUGUGUGAAACCCCUACCAUUAUAUACCUGGAUUGCUCCUAUAAUCAUCUUACUGAUGUUGAAGGCCUUGAAAAUUGUGGAUUGCUCCAAAUAUUGAAGUUACAGGGCAAUAAUCUAACUGAGCUUCCAUCUUUGGAGAAUCAUGUUCUGCUAAGAGAAUUACACUUGGAUGAUAACAGCAUUUCAACUGUUGAAGGGUUUUCUUCAUAUUGGCUGCCUUUACUACAAAAUCUUACUAUCUCCCAAAACAGUUUGACAAAAAUUAUACCACUUUUUCAUUUUGUUUCUUUGGAAAAGCUAGAUGUCAGCAACAAUUGUCUUUCUGAUCUUACAAGUGCCAUAAAAUGGUUUGAUGCAUGCUGUUCUCUCCGUGAACUCUCUAUCACUGGAAAUCCACUUCUUCAAGAAAUCAACUGGCGGCAUUCUCUACUUGAAGUGUUACCUUCUCUAAAAAUCCUUAAUGGUGAUAAGGUAAACUCUCAUUCAGAAAUCCACACUCAAGAACACUCUCAUCUAGAAUCAAGACGUUUGCUUGCAUUUUGUCAGUCCCAAAUUCGGGAAUUUAACUUACUAAAUGAAAAGUAUAUCAAUGGAAAUAGGGAUGUGUUCACCUUGGAUAUUGCAGAAAAUUUCUGUUAUUAUUUUAAGAAGUUGAUGACACUUAGUAAUGAAUGCAGAUAUGCACAUGAACAUGGGGAUAUAAGUAUCACUAAGAGAGAUGAAUCAGAAACCCAGAAAAAUCAUUUGGCCCUUCCAAGCAGUGACUUCAUACUGCAAGAUGAAGUCUUCCACUCUAGCACCAACAAACAUAGAACAGACUCAUCAGGAAUUUCUGAGCAGUGGAUGGACCCUUCCUUUAAUAAUUCCCCAAUAAGCUACUCCUCUGCAUAUGAAGUUGUGGAAGGAAGAAGUCAGGAAAAAUUAGUAGGCCUGAAGAAAGAAGAUGGUAAGACAAAAAGCAUCCCCACCAAAGGAAGUUCAUUCAUGGAAACAGAAACGACAAAUUCUCUGCUGAGGAAUCACCAGCAUAUGGAACAGAAUGAAAAAAUCAGGGCAGCGGUAGUAAUCCAGGCACACUGGCGUGGUUACCUUGUGCGCAGACAGAUCAGUUUCUCUACGCGGAGGCAUACUGCUGCAGUAGAACCCCUGCCAAAUUCCUUCAUCAAUAUUCUGACUAUUUUGAAGAAAGAAAAAAGAAAAAAUACUAUGAAUAUCCAAGAACAGAGGGAGAGGGCUGCUGUUCUUAUUCAGGCAGUUUGGAAGGGCUUUAUUUUGCGAAAGAAACUGACAACAGCUCUAGAGGCUAUCAAAAAUGAAGAAUCUGAAGAAGAAUAUGAAGAAAUAGAUUUAGAGGAUUUUACAUUUGAUGAAGCUGCCAUUGAGAAAGAAUGGCUAGAUUUAGAUUCCACCCGCUUCCCUUCACAAACACUGCUUCUCUCAAACCAGCUGCACUGGCCAAAGAUCUCUGGAACUUUGAAAUAUGAUGAUGCCUCACUUAAUUUACCAAGUCAUCCAGCUCAAGCAUGGCUAUGUAAUGACAAAGAAAAUUGUUUUUCAUCGGAACACACACACUUAAAUGGCAGAUCAGAAAAUGGAACUUUAUCCUGGACAUCUGAAUCUAAGACUAGUAGAAAGAAUUUACUAAGAUCUGAAAAAGAAGAAAAAAUUUCAGAAGAAUGGGGAUUUAAGGAUAUUUCUACUGCUCAACAAAUGCUGAAGAGGGCACAGAAAAUGAAAUCGAAGAAAUUAAAGAAAAAAUUAGAUCCCAGUGUGCGCCUAGCAUUAUUCAAAAACAAUGAAAAUAAAGUUUCUGUUAUAAAAUCACCAAAGCAGACACCGUCCAAAAGAGAUGGCUACUUUGAAGAUAAGGAAGAAGACUUUAUCUACAAGGAUACUACUGCAAAUGAAAAAUUAGAAAGGAGUAAAGAAUAUACAUACCAAUGGCUUCAUACACAGGUUGGGGUUCAUGCAGCUAGUUCCAGAAAUACGAAAUGCAAUCACUUCUUGCCUGAGUUAGAUCCAGAUGUACUUAAUGGUGGAAGAGUCCAACUCGUGGCAAGACUUGUAAGCAGAGAAGACACGGAUUUAGACCUUUUUUCCAUGACCAGUGGAAGUGCUUUGUCUGUGAACAGAGAAAAAAAAAAUCAGGCACACAGAUACUCAGCGGGAUCUUCAAGCCUUAUUUCCAGAUAAUGGACAAGUCCUUCCAUUCCAAGGCUGACAAAAACAGAUAUUCAUCUCACAUUUGCUUUUCUAAUGGUUUACUUUAUGGCAUUUUUAUAUUAGAGGCAUACUUUAUUACUGAAUAUUAAAUAAGAUACUGACUUCUUAAAGAUUAAACCAUACUCAUGUAAAAUCAUGUUUUGAUUGUGCUUAGUGUCACUUAACUUUGGACAAAAAAAUGUAACUUUGUUGCCUGAAUUUCCUCAUUUUCAAAAUGAAGAUGGUGAUAUGUAUCUUGUGAAACUGUGAUAGCAAUGAAAGAGAUUGUGACUAUAAAGACAGGAGCCAGAGCCUGGGACAAAGUAUACUCAGAUCCCCUCUGUUCCUUCAAUGUGACAUUUUCAGUAAAGGUAUAUGUGUGACUUGACACUGGCAGAGAAUCAAAGAGCAAAUAGAUGAUGAGAAAAUAAGAACAAUACCCAAAAUGUUCUUUUAGCAGCUAGAUUUAAUAAUAAAAAUUAUACAUUGUUGUGGAUACUAAAUGCACAAUAGAUUCUUAAGUAUGUAUAUUUUAUUAAUACUUUUAAUUAUUGGCACACUUUUGGUGAUGCUGUUCUGCCUACAAAAACUUGUACUAAAAUCAUUAUUUCGUUUUUACUGUAACAAUUGUGAAAUUUCACUGUAGGAGAAGUCAAAAUUGACUUUACAUUUUUCCAUCAAAAAGAUUCAAAUUUUCAAAUUUCUAUACAAAUUAUAUUUUCUCUAGAAAAAAAACAAAGAAAAGAUUAGAUCUUAUACAUUACUGUGGCCAAGUUAAACUUUUUGUUCCAUACUUAAUAAAAUCUGAGGUUUUUAUUCUUUUUUAUUUUUUAUCUGAAGUAUUCAAUUUGAAAAACAUAGCAGUAAAAAAACUACAGCUACCUUUCAUAGAAUUAUUGCAAUUAUAAGAAUUAUUAUUAUUGUAUUUUGUUUCAUAAGAGCUGGUCUUUGACAAUGUAAAAAUUUAAGCUUUAAGGCUUCUUUUUUUAAAAGUUUAAACCUUUUAGUCUGAUCUUUUUGUUAAUCUGAAAUUAUUGGGCAAGGACUUUAAAAUACAGAUUUUUGCUUAAUUCUUGAUAUUUUGUCCCUGAACUUUGGCCAUUAAUUAAACAAACACAUUGAUAUUUUAACCUUCAAAUACUCUAGUAACCAAAACUAGAUAAUGAAAAUUAAUUACUAUCACAUCAAGAGCACAUUUACAUGAUUAGUGAAUUCUUGUAAUAUUGAUGAAUUUUAAAAAGCUACUUCUUAGCAGAAGUACUUUAAAAAGCUACUUCUUAGAGACACAAUAAAUAGUUGUUGAUUUAAUGUCCUUGAGCAAAUUGAUACUGUCCAUUUCAAAAUCUGAGACAGUUUAAUGUAAUAGUCAACAAUGAUUCCAGGCAUGGUUAAAUGUAACAGUUGUUAUUAACCACAAAAUAAUGUUUACAGAUCUAAGACAGUAGCUAGUUUCAACAGAGAUUGACAUUAUCCAGAGAAAGACAAAUUUCAUCUGUGUUUAUGUGAGAGAACUAGUUGUAUGUAUGUCAGCUACAUUUAUUCUUUGUAAAGAAAAAUUAACAUUUUUGAGGACAGGAUCCAUGCAUGCUCUAUUGAUAAUAGAUUAAAGCGUGAUGUUUCUAACUGUAAUAUUUUAGUUCUCACCCUUUUCCUUCAUGAUCAUUUUCUUUCUUAAAUAAAUUGGUUUACACUGA
Molecule: messenger RNA, 6764 nt
Organism: Marmota monax (woodchuck)
Lineage: Eukaryota; Metazoa; Chordata; Mammalia; Rodentia; Sciuridae
Gene: Lrriq1
Product: leucine rich repeats and IQ motif containing 1
Exons: 27
Coding region: 112-5061 (1649 amino acids)
Molecular function (GO): protein binding
Source: RefSeq, a predicted model, not a curated record